Molecule: messenger RNA, 4167 nt
Organism: Betta splendens (Siamese fighting fish)
Lineage: Eukaryota; Metazoa; Chordata; Actinopteri; Anabantiformes; Osphronemidae
Gene: nkpd1
Product: NTPase, KAP family P-loop domain containing 1
Exons: 5
Coding region: 1249-3408 (719 amino acids)
Source: RefSeq, a predicted model, not a curated record
UGCAUGUGUGUGUGUGGCAGAGCACACGUGUCUGAGCCAACAGGGAAAAGGACCAGGUAGCUCAUGGUAAUCAUUGACAGAGCAGGAAAAGGUGCAGCCUGAACUCUGGUAAGGUGAACGUGGAGGUGAGCAUUUCAAGGUGACGUCUGGAGCCCACUGGCAUUGCUUUUAUUGUGUCUGCGUUUGCUACGUCACACGCUGGCAACGGAAUCCGGUUCAUUGAACGCAUUAGCACUGUCAAAACAGAAAACAGCACAACUUAACUGGUUUAACUGGGUGCAGUGUUAUGACAAUGGGUCGAGCUUAGCUGGGUGAGGCGGCACCGUCCACGUCCACUGCAGUAGGUCUGAACAUCUUAAAACUAAGCCAGAGUUACUGUGGCUGCGUUCACUCGCAUGUUUAACGGUGGGGCUUUAGAUCACUGUCACAGUUACGCCCACACAGCACAACUGGGGCCCCUGAAGUUGUUUAACUGGGUGCAGUGAUGCGUUUAGCUGGUCAACGUCCGAUGGUAGGUUUCUUCAUAGAAGCCACGUCUGCAUUGACUGUUUAAAAACUGAAAACAAACUAAACGAACACAUCUGACGUCACUGUGGCUCACGUCAGCAUUUGCACCAUUACUCUUGUCUCAGCUGCAAAUCUCAGCAUACAGUACAUGCAAACAGCACUGAGCAGCAGCCGUGGGCCACUUGUAUUAUUCAUAUAUAUUCUGUAUGUUACCAAGCACAAACUCGCUACACGGCUAACAAUCCGUUGUCUCAGUCCUUUACGCUUCCAAACAGAUCCAAUAUUUAUUCAAUGCAGAGCAGAGAGGUGUUUUUUAUUUUUUAUACUAAUCAUAUCAUCCUGCUUCCUGUUAUUUCUCCUCAUUCACACUCUGCAGAGUAGUUUACAUGAGUGUCGCCAGGUGUUCAGCUGUUUCCUCUCUAGUUCUUUCUAGUAACUCUAGUUUUUACCUAAUGUAGUUAUUAUGGGGUGUAAACCGGGUUUAAAAAAGUGCAUGUGGGUUAUAGGGAAAUAUAGAGAAAUAUUAUGGGGAAAUUGCAUAGUAAAGUGAAGUAUGUGUAAUUACAUUGGUGUCACAUAACGCUGGAGGUUCUACUUCCUCAUUCAUAAAAAAAAGAAGGAAAAGCCACACACACACACACACACACACACACACACACACACACACACACACGCAACAACAGGCUGAGACUUGUGUUGUCCCUCGUCUUUCACAGGCUUACAGCAGUGUGUGCAGCCAACAUGAAGGAGCCAACCUCAGAUGAUAUUUACGCCUAUGCCCUGUCCAAGACCCUGUGCAAAGUUCCUGCGCCUGCGACCGUCGGACUCUACUCUUCGUGUCAGAAUCGAAUCAGCCUGAUCCUCAGGCGAACGCGAGUGUACAUGAACCAGGAGGACGGAAAGCCGUCGUUUGCCGGCUUCCUCGCGCUCAUUGUCCGGCUGCUCUUCUACAAACCCGUCCGGACCGAGCGGAACCUGCAGCAGCGCCAGACCCGCUUCAUCUACGUGCAUUUCAGCGCCUGGCACUUCGCGGGCAGCGACCUGCUGUGGGCCGGCCUCGUCCUUCGCCUGUUUCAGGCCGCGCGCGUGAGCUUCGGGAGGCUGCAGCUCGUGCUCUACCGCGUGGCUCAGUACGACGAAGACGAAGAGUUCGAGAAGCAGACGGUGCAUGAUGGCCGUGAACGCUGGCAGGCCAAGAAGCUUUGCUGCUUUCCAGUGUGGUUUCUCACGCUGUGCAUCGUCGUCAUACCAGCUGUCGUCCUGGUGGUCCUGGUGUUGGUACUGGGUCUUCCUGCACCUGAGAUCACACCAGACAUGGAGCUGAUCGGGCAGCUGGGGGCUCUGGAGGGCCUGGCCAUCGCUGCGUUCGGGGUCCCCGCCGUCACCGCCCUCAGACUUGCUUUCCUCAUCCUUAAGAACCUCAUCUUUAACGAGGACCGGAACAUCAGGACGGAGAUGGACAACCCGAAGAUCAGCAGCCAGCUGGGCUUCAUGAACGAGGUGAGGAAGGAAAUGAACUUCCUGUCUCGCUUCAUACACUUCAUGGAGGUGUUUGAGAGGAGAAAAAUCCGAGUGGUGCUGCAGGUCACCAACCUGGACCGCUGCGCCCCCAGGAAAAUUGUCGCAGUUCUCAACGCCAUAAACAUUCUGCUCUCAGAUGAGGAGAGCCCAUUUAUUUCCAUUCUGGCAGUGAACUCGAGCGUUCUGGUGCAGAAGGUGAAUCUGGCCGACGGAUGCUUCAGCAAAGAGGACAGAGGUCACGCGCUGCUGAGUCGUAUUGUGACGCUCAUAUUUACAGUGCCGCCGCUGUGCGAUGAAUCAAAGCGUAGUUUGUUUAACAGCCUCGCGGGCGAUUCCCGGCUCCCCGAGGAGAAAGCGGUGAUUAAAAAUAAACAUAGAACUGUGAACUCUCAAAAUUCAUCUUUAGUGGAGACCUUACCGGAAUCUGUGGUGGCGAUAGCAGAGGAUAACGCAUUCGAAAUGAAAGAGACUGACGCACUGAUCCAGGAAACUGCAGCAGCACUGGACGUAAAUGAAGAGGAGGUGGACGUGUUGGUGAGGACCAUCCAGACCAGCAGUGCGGGGAAGCUAAGCAAGUACAUGUCGGAUGACGCGCUGUCUUUGAGGAGGGUCAUCAAUUCCAUUCGAGUGACCGUGAUGAUCAUGAAGGCCUCGAGGGGAAGGCUGCCCGAGCCAGAGCAGGUGGCCGCGUGGGUGGUGCUGGCCGACCAGUGGCCCUGCCGCCUCAGCUGGGUCCUCCAGUGCGCCGAGGACGCGCAGCAGCGGGCCGACAUCGACGGCGGCGGCGGGCCGGAUCUGGACCAUGCAAAGACCUUAUGGCAGGUCUUCAGCGAAUCCAGGAGGGAGCUGUACAUAAUGCGCACGCACAUCGAGGACCUCCUGGAGCUGGACGGGGACCCCGAGAUGUUUGAGAAGUUCCUCACUGUAGAUUUUCAGUUCACGGUGAAGGACUUAAAGGCGUUGGAAAUGGCAACGGUGAACCUCGAUCAUUCAAUGAGGAAGGAGCUGGCGCUGAUCAGAGGGACGUCUAGACUGAGAAGCUCUGGUUGGAUGAAAAACGCAGCCCCUCUGCCCAUCAGGGCCAUCAUCAACAUGGAUACAGAGGACGUAUGUAAAGAGUUGGAGAGGAUGAAAUACCCGAGCAAGUACAUCGACAUUGUGAAAAGCAACGACCUCAACGGUUCAGCGCUGGUCUUUGGAAAUGUGGACGACCUCAAAGGCCUGCUGGGCAUGACCUUUGGCGAAUGGACAACGUUCCAGCUGCACUUCCUGGGUUUACGCUCACACCAGCAGCAACACUACAAAAACAAGCCGUGGACGCUUUCGUCUUCUCCGAAGGAGCCGCCAAGGUUUUCUCUGCAAGGCGCUCGUCAUUACUAGUCAUAAGAACUUCAUGGAGAAGUGGAUCCACCGCCUGAGAUGCCUAUAAUUAUAAUGCCCAUGAGUGAUAUUCAUCAGCAAUCCUUAUUUUACGGUUCUACUUGUGGAUAAAAUAAAACAAUAUCUGACAAAUAUGAAAUAAUGGAUAAAACCUAACGUCCACAUCCAAAGUCUCAUCUGUGCUGCUUAGCGUUUAAUGACCUACUGUACCUUUCAAUUACAAUUACCAGCUCAGUCGCUACUUUAUCACUCUUGCCAUCACCAUUCCCAUUACUUCAUCUAAAUAGAUAUUUGCCAGUAACUGCAGACAGUUUUCUUGAGGAAAGUCCAGAAUGUGUGAGGUUUGGCUUUUUAAAAUGUAUCGGUCCUUAUUAAUGCUGGGGUUUGUGAUACAUGCUCAUUGGUUUCAUGCUUUAAUUAAUGAUUAGAAAACAGCAGUAGUCAUGUUUAUGACAGCUUAUUGCGAAUGAACUUAUCUCUUAAUUAACAUUAAAUAGUCUAAUAUCUUAGUUGAAGCAGCCUAACUGUAACAGUUGAAUCGCUCUGAUUUGAGGUUAAUUGUUAGUAUAUUGUUUGCUUUGAAAAGUCAGAAUGGCUGCUGUCAAACGGGUCUGUGUUAAGCACAACUGUGGCAAAAUAAAGUGCAGGGACUUUUAAAAAACUGUGAAUAUAGUGCAAUAUAAAACAACACCUCAUAAAAAACUCUGCUCCUCUGGCUUCAUUUUUAGGUACUUCGUUCUGCUACUGUGUCCAUCACAC